This is a messenger RNA of Coregonus clupeaformis (lake whitefish), 4610 nucleotides long. Its product is annotated as E3 ubiquitin-protein ligase UHRF2-like. Gene Ontology annotation, biological process: negative regulation of gene expression via chromosomal CpG island methylation; protein ubiquitination. Gene Ontology annotation, molecular function: protein binding; ubiquitin protein ligase activity. The coding region runs from base 330 to 3158 and encodes 942 amino acids. NCBI's taxonomy places the organism in Eukaryota, Metazoa, Chordata, Actinopteri, Salmoniformes, Salmonidae. The record is from RefSeq and is a predicted model, not a curated record. The transcript is spliced from 16 exons.
AUACAUGUAUAUAGAUUUGUAGAAUGUCCACUGCUUACAUUGCACAUUCUGAAAACGGUGAGAUACUUUCAUCCGUUGGUUCGUUUAUUCAUUGUACUGCCCACAAAAAAAGGGCCCUGCGCCUUUAACGGCAAAUUGUACAGAAUUUUAUUUCGCGAGAUUUGCUUGGCGCCGUGACCCAUGUGAGAGACACAUCCUGCAAGAAUCAUUCUUCCCUGCAGAGAAAAAGGCUAUGGAGCGCUGAACGUUUUCACUUUUAUCUCCCUUGCCCGGUAUUUGUUGUGAUCAAAUUUCUGUAACCUUUUUGGUGGCUGUCGGGCGGUGGAACGAUGUGGAUUCAGAUUCGGACCAUAGACGGAAAGGAGACACGAACCAUUGAGGAUCUUUCAAGGCUGACCAAAAUUGAGUCUUUGAGGCUGAAAAUCCAGGAAAUCUUCCAUGUAAAUCCCGAACAACAACGGUUAUUCUAUCGGGGCAAACAGAUGGAAGAUGGCCACACACUGUAUGACUACAACGUGGGGCUGAACGACAUCGUCCAGCUGCUAAUCCGUUCUCAGGCAGGGGAUGCUCCCGACAACCCCCUCGUCCUGCCCAACGCACCCCCUGUCACCCCUAAGGAGUGUGACGCCAUGCCCAGUAGUACAGCUCUGCCCCCCACCACCCCCAACACCACGGCUGGUGCAGCUACCACCCCCUCCCCAGCCAAGCCUACCACAGUGGACCCCAAACCCAUCCCUACCCUCACCACAGUCAACAACAACAACAACACAACCACCACCAACACCAGUACAACCAGUACCAAAACCAGUAACACCAGUGAUCCCAAUAACAACAAGGCCAAGUCUUCUAGUCCACCUGCACCGCUGGAGAAGCUCGACAACCAGCCAUCAACCUCUACACAUCUCUUCCUCAUAGACCCCGGCAUUGGGGUGUUCAAGAUAAAUGAGUUGGUGGACUGCAGAGACAUAAGCAUCGGUGCCUGGUUUGAAGCCUGCAUCGACAACGUGACAUGCACCCCAAAGGGUCAGAACAGCAACAGCAAAGCUCCUACAGUGGGGAAGGUUGGCAGGCCUAGCAAAAGGACUAAUGGCAAGCUGGAGACAGAGCCGGGCCAAGGCCAAAGCCACCCCUCCUCUUCCACGGACAAUAAUAAUGGAAAUAAUUAUUCUGUGUUAAACUUGGACAGUGGGCCAGGGGCUGGGUCCUCCACCUCUCAAACAGACUCUACAGCCACAGACCAAGAGAAGGAGGACGUCACGUACCAUAUCAAAUAUGACGAUUACCCUGAGAACGGCGUGGUGGCGAUGUGUGGCGGUAACGUGAGGCCGCGGGCUCGGACUCUGCUCCGGUGGGACCAGCUCAUGGUAGGCCUGGUUGUCAUGGUGAACUACAACGUCGAUAUGCCAGAGGAGAGGGGGUUCUGGUUCGACGCUGAGAUCACUGUGCUCAAUGAGAUCUCCAGAACCAACAAGGAGGUCCGCAUCAAGAUCUUACUGGGAGGACCAGGAGACGUCAUCCCAGACUGUAAGCUGUUGUUUCUGGAUGAGAUCUAUCAGAUAGAGAAGACUGGCGCACCCUCACUGUCUGCUGCAGAUGGCCAGUUCAAACGGAAGAGCGGGCCGGAGUGUAAGCACUGCAAGGCGGACCCCGACUCUGAGUGCAGGUUCUGCUCGUGCUGUGUGUGCGGAGGGAAGCAGGACGCCCACAUGCAGCUGCUGUGUGACGAAUGUAACAUGGCCUUCCAUAUCUACUGCCUCAACCCACCGCUCUCCACUAUACCAGAUGACGAGGACUGGUACUGUCCCACCUGUAAGAAUGACACCAGCGAGGUUGUGAAGGCUGGGGAGAAGCUGAAGGCCAGUAAGAAGAAAGCCAAGAUGCCAUCAGCCCAUACAGAGAGUCAGAGAGACUGGGGCAAGGGUAUGGCCUGUGUGGGGCGCACUAAGGAAUGUACGAUCGUCCCUUCCAACCACUACGGGCCCGUACCUGGGGUUCCCGUGGGAACAACAUGGAAGUUCCGUGUUCAGGUGAGUGAAGCGGGAGUGCACAGGCCCCACGUGGGAGGUAUCCACGGCCGCAGUAAUGAUGGCUCCUAUUCGCUGGUGCUGGCCGGAGGCUUCGAGGAUGAAGUGGACAGGGGAGAUGAGUUCACCUACACGGGCAGUGGGGGUCGCGACCUUUCAGGGAACAAGCGCAUCGGGGAGCAUUCCUUUGACCAGACCCUGACCCACUAUAACAGGGCCCUGGCGCUGAACUGCGACGCCCCCAUUAAUGACAAGGACGGGGCGGAGUCCAGGAACUGGCGUGCGGGGAAGCCGGUGAGGGUGGUGCGGAGCUCCAAGGGACGACGCAUCAGCAAGUACGCCCCGGAGGAGGGCAACCGCUACGAUGGCAUCUACAAGGUGGUGAAGUACUGGCCGGAGAUAGGGAAGUGUGGUUUCCUGGUGUGGAGGUACCUGCUGCGGAGGGAUGACCUGGAGCCUGCUCCCUGGACACCUGAGGGCCUGGAGCGCAUCCAGAAACUGGGCCUGGCUGUGCAGUAUCCUCCAGGCUACGUGGAGGCCAUGGCCAACAAGACCAAGAAGGAGGCUAACGCUCGACCAGGGUCCACUAGGAGCAAGAAGCAACCUGGACGGGGCCGGCCACGGCUACACCCCCUGGAGAAGAAGGUGAAGGAGGACGAGAAGAAGCCCAUGGAGGGUACAGAAGAACAGCCACAGAGCAACGGCAGUCAGAAGACACCCAAGGACAAGGAGACAGAGGUGUGUAAGGAGUCGGCGGAGCCCCCAGCCAAGCGUCAGAAGAUGGAGGAGGCGUUCAAGCUGACAGAGCAGCAGCAGAGCCUCAUCAAGGAGGACCAACCCAACAAGAAGAACUGGGACGAGGCCAUGCAACACCUCAAGGAUGGGCCGAACUUCCUGAGGAAGGUGGAACAGACCUUCAUGUGUGUCUGCUGCCAGGAGCUGGCCUACCAACCGAUCACCACUGUCUGCGCACACAACGUCUGCAAGACCUGUUUGCAGCGGUCUUUCCGAGCAGAAGUGUACACCUGCCCUGCAUGUCGACACGACCUGGGUAAAGAUUACGUCAUGGUCCUCAACAAGACUCUACAGCUGCUGCUGGACCAGUUCUUUCCUGGCUACAGCAAGGGCCGAUGAGGCCACACACACACACACACACACUCUACAUGUACGCGGCGAAACACACACACACACAAGUAGUUACAAAAAUCACAUACCCAUGAUGAACACAUACAAAACCUACGUAUAGACUUACAUAGGUACACGCAUACACACGCCACCUGUUGAACUUGGACUGUCCCCAUUUAACUUCACCAGCCUGAAAUCAUCCAUGCCUCAGAAGACCUCCCCUGAGCACCACCCGCCCCUAACCCUGCCAUGGUUUCCCUCCCUGAGUACCACCACCCCCUAACCCCCCAAAGUGUUCCCUCCCUCCCAAGCCUUCCAUGUCCCUAGUCCGCAGAACUUAUCUGUUCAUCACAUCUAGUGAACUAGGAAGUAUUUAGUGUUGUGUGCAUUGUGUCUGUGCACUUAGCUAGCUACCAUCCAUCUACCUGUCGAUGUGAAGAACAGCCAGCGAGGAUGCUAAUGCUAACCAUAGCCAUGUAGAGAAUAUAUGGCUCUAACGCUACGUAGCCUCCAGGGGGAAGGUGCCUGAGUUCAGCACCUAUAGGGGUCAGGGGUUCGGGGUCACAACCUAGGGAAGGGGGGUGAUGGGAAAUGUAGUGUACAAUGUUAGUUUCUUUCUUUGUUAUUGGUCCAUUUGAAGUUCAGCCUGUUCCUCCCUCUCUCCUUCUCUCUGAUGAUCUCUGUUCCUUUUUUGUUUGUUUUUGUGGUGAUGUCCUUUUCAUUCAAAGAAUUCAGGAUUUUUUAAAGACAUGCAAAUGCAAAAUGUUUUAAAUGAUGCUAUGGUCUCUAAAGCAGCAAACUGUGAUGUGCAUUCAUUCCUACCGCUCAAGGCGCUAAUAUACAGAACAGAAAAUAAUUUCCUCUCUUCUGUAUCGACUCGCAAGCUAAUAGUCUCCUUCUCCUCUGUGAGCUCGUCCCCCCCUGCCCCUAGGGUUGCAAGAUUCCGGUAACUGUCCAAAAUGCCCAGGUUUUCCAGAAAUCCUGGUUGAAAGAUUCACGGAAUCAGGAGGGAGAAAGCAGGAAAUCUAGGAAUCCUUCAACUGGGAUAAUUUAGAAAACCUUUGAAAAUGUUGGGAACAUUUUGCAACCUUACCUGCCCCCCAGUCGUGUACUCUAUCUACCACUACCGUGGACUACAGUAACUGUCUAGACGUCAAGUGGACGCUUCGCUUCAGCAUUAGUGUUGUGUUCUAUGUUUUUAUUGAAGAAAAAAUAUGUUGAAAAGAAAAAAGUAAUGUCUAUAAUUUCUUAAAAUGCUACUACAACAUAUGCCAUUUUUCUAUAAUUUUUGUUGCCUAUUCAAUUUUAGUCAUUAGUUAUUAUUUUUAUGUGGCAACAUUUACCUGCUGCGGUGUCAGCCUGAUUGAAGAGUUUCAUUGCUUCAUAUUGUGAUCUGAAAUUUUAUACACGGUAUAAUAAUACUUUAUGUACCUAUUAAAUAUUUUGAUUCCAGAAAACUAA